UGGCCUCGCUGGCUUGGCGACAGCUUGUCUGGCGUGACCAGUUGCGCAGUUGCCACUUCCCCACAUUCCAUUAUAUUAUCCGCAGUUAAUCGUCACACACUCGCUCAAAAUCACGCAACUCUUGCACAAAAUUACCGAACCAAGUGCUUCAAAGUGUCAGCAAUUAAAACAAUAGUUGUUUGAAAUCGUAGAAAAGUAGGUAAAAAAGCGUGAAAAUUCGGCAACGGCGCUCGUAAACUUGUUUCAUAAACGGAUGUCGGUACCUCCCAUUCAACCGACGAAUCACCGACAUACGUCGGCGGUGUUACUCGUGAAAUCGUUUGAAGAAAAGCGGCAUGCGAGUGUUGGGUGUGUCUUAGCUUGUGUCGGAAAAUAUACUUCAGGUCCCUUUUGAUGGCAAACGUGAGAAUACAGUUUAGUCAGCAGUGGUGGGGGUUUUCUGUGAAUCGUGACGAAAAUGGUUGCUCCAUAGGUCGCAGAUAAGUAGAAGCGCGCUAUUUUCGUUGUUUUUCGAGGGUUUUGUGGUAGUUUGUGGAUGUGAGGAUGGCGCACGGGCUGAAUUCGGUGCUGAAGCGCGUGGGCAAGGGCGAGGGCAAGGCCGGCAUCGGCUCGCGGCGGAUCUUCGCCCCCCAUUUCAAGCUGCAGGUGCUGGACUCGUACAGGAACGACGCCGACUGCAAGGGCAACCAGAGGGCGACGGCCCGGAAGUACGGCAUCCAUCGGCGGCAGAUCCAGAAGUGGCUCCAGGUGGAGGGCAAUUUGCGCAGCAGCGUGGGCAAGGAGCGGAGCGCCAGACUGCCUGACGACGAGGCGGGCCCCGCGCCCCUCGAUUUCACCACGCGCGCCCGCACCCCGGACCCCGCGCCCAUGGACCUGUCGCUCAAGAGGCCCGCGACACAGAGCGCACCUGCGGGCCCCCCGCCGUCACCGCYCCGUUUGUCGUCGCCACUCGGUCUCGCCCGACGGCCGCACCCGGACGUGUGGGAUCUCUCCACAAAGCGCAAGGAGGAAGCCCCCAAACCUAAGCUCUUCAAACCGUAUCUCGACGAUGACACCCCCAAGCGUGCGGAGCUGCCCCCUUGUUGCAGCUCGGCCCUCUCCGGCUGUUAUUACAACAACAACGUCUGCGACAUCAAGUCCGAAUACUCGUCGUACACUCUGCACGAGCUCCAGCCCUACUAUUACAGCUACCCGUCAACGUACCAAAGUCCCGAGUACGAAAUCGCCCCCUUCUACGAGGACCCCAACUACGUCCAAAGUGUGGUGCCGUUGAAACAAAGACAUAGCUACAGUCUGGACUUUAAGUUGAGCGCCAUUGAGUGCUAUUAUCAGGACUCGGUUUGUAAAGGCAAUCAGCGGGCGGUUGCCUCCAAGUACAACAUCCACCGGAGACAAGUGCAGAAGUGGUUGAAACAAGCCGACGAAUUACGACAGAAGAACGAAACUAUUAAACACACCACGCCAAUGGUGAGAUAGGACUUAAUUGUUAGAAUUUUAUCAUGGUGUUAAGCCUCGAAGAGUCUAAACGUACCAAGCAAUAACGAACAUAUCGGGAAUGGCCUCCAUUGUGUAUUGCCUUAUUAAAUAGCUCUUUAGGGAUUUAUUGAUAAUCGUGGGUGCUAUUGUUCAAAUUUUAGAUUAGUACAUGAAAUGUUAUUGCUCAGUAUAUAAGUUACUUGUGUGCCUUGUUAGAGGAUAGGUAGGAGAAAACGUGCCAAAAAUGGAAGGCAGCUAUUGCAAAACGGGCGAUACAGCUACGACACAAUUUUAUCCAUGUCUUCCUUUGCCAUAAUUUUUUGUAAUAUAAUUGUUAAAACUAGAUCAUACUGCCUUUUUAUUUAUUAAUUUAUUUUACUUCAACUUUUUUUAUCUUAAAUGGUUGUAUAACGAAUUUAUAUAAAUAAACAGUCUUGUAUUCAGUCUAUUGCAAUUGAUAAUGUGAUUUUUAGACGUAAUUUUAUUUGCUUUCAAACAUUUGUACAUAAACUAAUGAUAUAAUAAGAAUAAUGUGACCUUACAUCUGUAGGUUGUGAGCAAUUAUCGGACGUUUAUCAAAUUGUACAUACAGCUGGCCUGACUAUAAAACGAACUUUUUAUAAAUAUUGUAUUAUUUUAUAUGAGAUAUUUUAUAGAUGAUAUUAAUAAAAAUGUAUAUAUUA
This is a messenger RNA of Tribolium madens (black flour beetle), 2159 nucleotides long. RefSeq lists its product as uncharacterized. The transcript has 2 exons. The coding region runs from base 544 to 1476 and encodes 310 amino acids. NCBI's taxonomy places the organism in Eukaryota, Metazoa, Arthropoda, Insecta, Coleoptera, Tenebrionidae. The record is from RefSeq and is a predicted model, not a curated record.